This is a messenger RNA of Morone saxatilis (striped sea-bass), 8209 nucleotides long. RefSeq names its product WD repeat-containing protein 37. The record is from RefSeq and is a predicted model, not a curated record. Gene Ontology annotation, cellular component: preribosome, large subunit precursor. The coding region runs from base 201 to 1775 and encodes 524 amino acids. The transcript is spliced from 15 exons. Gene Ontology annotation, molecular function: protein binding. Lineage: Eukaryota; Metazoa; Chordata; Actinopteri; Moronidae.
GUUAUCUUUUCUCCUCACGUAGCGGAGCUUCAACUGUCAACACGGACUGAGGACGAAACAAACCUGCGCAGCUUUUCUCCCACACUGAAGAAAGAAUGACACAAGGGCCGACACUUCAUCUACCCGCAAUUUCCCCGGAAUAAAACUUAAUAUUUGACUUUUUUUCUGGCUGUGGUUAACGUCGGGGUUUGGACGGAGGGAUGCCGGUGGAGAGCGGGAGCAGCGCCGCCGCCCGCCAGGCCAAGCAGAAGAGGAAGUCUCACAGCCUGUCGAUCCGCAGGACCAACAGCACCGAGCAGGAUCGCUCCGGCCUGCAGAGAGACAUGCUGGAGGGACAGGACUCCAAACUGCCUCUGUCUCUGAGGAGCAAUCUAAUGGACAUGUUCAGUCAGAUCGAGAGGGAGUUUGAAAACCUCUACAUAGAAAACCUGGAAUUGCGCAGAGAAAUCGAAACGCUCAACGACCGUUUGGCUGCAGAAGGACAGACUUUCGAAGGGGCAGAUUUAGCCAAAGGAGCCCUGAAAACAAAAGCGAGUCAUAGCACCAGCCAGCUGUCACAAAAACUAAAGACGACCUACAAGGCUUCCACAAGCAAGCCGCGUUCAAACUCUUGCCAUGCCAGAGUAGGUGGAUCCCGCAACUUCAGCGUAACCAGUUGGGAGUUGUGGGGUGGAGACUCAUGGAUCGUCUCCAGUUUCAAAGCAACCACGUCCAGAGCCGUGUGCCAGCUGGUCAAGGAGUAUGUCGGCCACAGAGACGGCAUCUGGGACCUGAGCGUCACCAGGACGCAACCUGUGGUCCUCGGUACUGCGUCUGCAGACCACACUGCGAUGCUGUGGAGCAUUGAGACGGGAAAGUGCCUCCUCAAAUAUUUGGGCCAUCAAGGAUCAGUUAACUCCAUCAAGUUCCACCCCACUGAACAGAUGGCUCUAACAGCCUCUGGAGACCAGACAGCUCACAUCUGGAGAUACAUGGUGCAGCUGCCGACUCCACAGCCUGUUGCUGAUAUCAGUCAGACUCCCUGCGAAGACGACGUGGACUUCUCGGAUAAAGACGAGGCGGAUGGCGAGAUCGAGGGUCCAAACGACUGUCCUUCUAUCCGUGUGGCGACCACGACUCUGCGCAGCCAUCAGGGAGUGGUGAUCGCUGCUGAUUGGCUGGUAGGAGGCAAACAGGUUGUGACGGCCUCCUGGGACCGAGCCGCUAACCUGUAUGACGUGGAGACCUCAGAGCUGGUCCACUCCCUCACUGGCCAUGACCAGGAGCUGACCCACUGCUGCACACAUCCCACCCAGCGCCUGGUGGUCACCUCAUCCAGAGACACCACCUUCAGACUGUGGGACUUCAGAGACCCGUCCAUCCACUCUGUCAACGUGUUCCAGGGACACACAGACACCGUGACGUCUGCUGUGUUCACGGUGGGAGACAACGUGGUGUCUGGGAGCGACGAUCGAACCGUCAAAGUGUGGGACCUGAAGAACAUGAGGUCGCCCAUAGCAACCAUCCGCACAGACUCCGCCGUCAACAGGAUCAGCGUGUCGGUGAACCAGAGAAUCAUCGCCCUUCCUCACGACAAUCGGCAGGUCCGGCUGUUCGACAUGUCCGGGGUGCGACUGGCUCGACUCCCACGAAGCAACAGACAGGGUCACCGGCGUAUGGUGUGCUGCUCCGCCUGGUGUGAAGACAACGCCUCCUGCAACCUGUUCACCUGCGGCUUCGACCGGCAGGCCAUCGGCUGGAACAUAAACAUCCCCGCCCUGCUGCAGGAGAAAUGACCUCCACCUCCUCCCGCUGUCUCCUCACAGUGAAACUCCACCCCAAAGUCUGUCUCUGGAGCAUCAAACACUCACAUCCUGCAGGCUUAAAAGACGGCGUUAAAAAGGGUUUCAUGCUUCUUUUUGUCUGUGAACACUUUGUCACAUGUUGUUGUAACCGAUGGAAGAUCACUUUGACUUUUAACAGCUGUCUUUUGAGUCUACAGGAGGUCAGUAUUUGACGGGUCUGUCCUCCCCCAGACUGGGGCAGGAAAGAAAAAGGACAUGUGCUCGCUGCCUGAAUCUGUCACGCUGUCUAACUCACCACGCCAAUAUACACACAACACAUUUGUGUGGUGGGGUUUAAGCGAUUCCUCGCCAUCCAAAACAAAACAAAAAAACAUGUACCACUGAUGAAAAAAAGCACAAAGACCUAACACGGGAAGUUCUUCUUUGUUGAAAACUAAAAUGCAUUUUGCUGACACUGAAGUUAGAUAAGUGAGCACAUAUCUGCUUAAAGCUACAAUACAGAAAAUCUAAUCUGUGCCACUAACAGCAGAUUAUUGUUUGGACCAGGGUGGCGGUCUGAUGCUGAGUUAUUCUGUGAUAAUUUGCCAUUUAGCUUCUGCUUUACUUAAAUUUCCAGAUUUCUGUGAUUGCAGAAGUACAAAAUGGCAGCUCGAGAAAGAAGCCCACACUCUUACUCUGAGGAACUGACCCUAAAAUCUUUUUGAGUCUCUCAAACCUUUUCUGCUUCUGGAAAUAACUUGACAAGACAUGCAAUGUCUAAAUUGGGUUUGGCUAGUUUUGGUUAGCUUGUUGUUUUUAAAAGUGGAUUUUUCCUCUUGAUUCCAAAAUGUUUUGGCUUAACAUCUGUAAUACACAUAAUAAUGUUACAAUCACUUCAUCAGAGUAGUUUAAAAAAAAAAAAUGAAUCACAUUUUGGAACGAAGCUCUUGUUUUAUUCAGUCCCUCCAAGAAUAUGUGAUCACAACAAUUCAACCAAUUCCUCUGAGUUCUGCACAACGUUGCAGUUUUGUCCAAUCACCUUAACUUUUCCCAAAAAGACCUAUCAAUUUAGUUUCCUGUCAUAUGUCACCAAACUAGCUUCAUUCUUUGUAGUUGUGACGAUGCAGACGUACGACGCAAAGGUCUCACAUUUACCCUCAUAAUCCUGAUGAAGCCUUUUUGGUUACUUGGAGCAUUUCGAGAGUUCUUACCUGGAAAUCACUGGAACAAAUUAACUUUUAUUUUUAACGAAUUAUACAAAAACAAAUCACAACUAAUUGCAUUUAUAUAGAAAAUCUGCAGUGAAAUCAGACAUUUGAGGCUGCAACAAUCCCAAAAAAAGCCCACAAAAUCCUGGAGGGACUGCUUGUUUAUCACAGCUCGAGUCUGUGUGUGAUACAGUAAUGCACUUUUUCUGUGCAUUAAUACCAAUAGCUGUUACCUUUGCAGUUUCUGUAAAUAUCCAAGCACAGCUAGACUUUGGCACGUAACCCAAAGGGCUCUCAUGGUCCUGUUCUGUAGGAAGAAUGAAGGUGGCUGAUAAAGGAACUGAAAUUGGCUGAUUUCUCUUCUGUGGUGACCUAAAAAAAAAACUAUGAGUAAAACACUUCCUGUGCUGGCUGUGAUGCUUCGUUAGGACUAGAAUGGUUUGAAAACAGUAGCAUUGUACUGAUAUCACUAUUCUGGGCAGCUUUCAGACUGAACCUGAACAUUCAGUCACUCAGAGACACUAUAUUUCAGCUAUAUGUGACAUUUUUACUACUAUUUCCAAUCUACAUUUUUAAAUGUUAGUUAAUUUCACAACAAAUAAAUCACUGUUAAAACAUAAGUUAUAACUUAUUAGAUAAAUCAAAGUAAAGAUUUAUAAAAUGGUUCAUCUUGACUUCCUUAAAUCACAACUUUUAAGUGAUUUGAAUGUUAGUGUUCUGUCUAAAAGCCAUCCAGGACCAUGAUAUAUAUAGAAGACAGUCCUAUAGGAGGGCUGUGGUCAAAUGAGGUGCAAGCUACUGAAUUUGAACGAGUAUGGCUUCUCUCUAGUGCGGAUGGGUUUUCUUCCAGCACUGACACUGGUUGUGGCCUCUCUUCAGUUUGGAUAUGUUAGUAAUAAUAAUAUUAAUAAUAAAAAUUAUGAUAAUCUUUAUUUAUAUAGCACUUUUCAAAACAAGUUUACAAAGUGCUUCAAAAACAGAAAAUACACGGUGCAAUUACAAAUUAGAAUAAGUUCCAACGCAGUAAAUAGAAACAUUGAUAGUUAGUGAAGUGAAUAGUGAAUGAAAAUCUUAAAAAUAAAUGAGUAAAAGCUUAAAGCAGAAAAAUAAACUAAUUUUAAACCAUUUAAAAAAAAAAAAAAUCUUGUCUGAUUCCCAAUGGAAGUAUUAUUGUGGAGCCCAUUUGGACAAAUGCAAGAAAGGUCGAGGUUGCUUAGUGAUUUAGAAACGAGCAAUAAAAUGUUUAAAUCAAAUCUGAACACCAGUGCAAUGGGGGCAAGAAUAGAGGAAAUGUGCUCAUAUUUUUGAGUUCUUGUGAGAACUCUAGCUGCGGUAUUUUGUACAAGUUGGAGGCAGUUGAUUGUUUUCUGUAAUAAUGAGUUGCAGUAAUCCAGAUGGCUGGAGACAGAAGCAUGAAUGAGAGUUUGUGUAAUGAAAGAAAUUAUGUAAUACUCCUAAUUUGACCCGUAGCUGAUUUGGUGAUACGUCUUAAGUGUCCAAAUCAGAGAUUACACACAGAUUUCUGGCCUCAUGGGUGCACGGGAAACUCUGGGAAACACCAUCACCUCAGUUUUGACAUUGUUCAGCGUAAGGAAGUUUCUGGGCAUCCAAGAUCUUGAGGCUGCAGGACAGGCUGUGAGUUAGGUAACAGAGGUGAGAGAGAGUCUAGUAGAAAAUACUGUAUCGUCAGCAUAAAAUAGAAAGAAAUAUUGGACUUAACCAAGUAAAGGGCCAAGAAUAGACCCCUGAGGAACGCCGCAGGGGAUAUUUGCGUAGCUAGAGGAGACAUUACCAUUAUCGGAAAUUCCUGUCUAAAAUAUUUGGUAUUGGCGAGUACGCUUGUCUGCAAACCGAUCAGAUCUUGCUACUUCCUACACAACAGUGUCUCGUUGACCCAGGAUAGUGAAGUCAUGACCCGUCCUACUCUGAGAAAGGAUUAAACCUGAGCCAGGCCAUACAACAAUGACAGCAAUCAUACAGGUUUAGUAGUGUACGCCUAUCCAAAAACGAUAAUAUAUACACUACAUAUAUAUCUAUUUACACACGUAUCGGCUCUCAUUAUCGGCCGAUACACAAAGAAAAAAAAGGUAUCAGGACAUCUGUACUUAUAUGUGAUUGGUCACUCUGCUCACAGUUUUGGCGUCUGGAUCUCACUGUGUUUUUGUUUCUGUAAAGCCAUAAACCAGCCACUGUGUGUCUAGUAGAUGAAAAAAAGAGUAAACUCCUCGACCUGUUGACAGUUUAUUGUUAGAAACUGAUAAAUGUUUUACCCUCUAAUUUCGUGUUUCCAUUGCACGGUACGACUCGACUCUACUUCGAUUUCCACUGCAGAUCAUCACAGCGUCGUUAUUCCAGCAGUUGGGAUACAACACAUAGAGCUUCACUUUGGGAAGCUGCAGCCUUUAUUGGUUGACGCACUGUAACCUACACUGUACAUAUACUGCCAGAUCAACAACUUCACUGCUCUUGUUUUCCUCUGCACUGCUCGAGUUCACCGUCACUGUCACAGCACUGAGGUACUGUUAAUAGGUACCAGGUUUAACCAGGAGAAACCAAAAGUCGAGUAGAGUCGUACCAUGCAAUGGAAAGGCGGGUUAAGACCUGUGUGCAGGGAGGAAAGGUGAUUUCAGAGUUUCUGUAUGUGCGCAAAUUAAAUCUUUUAGUCUCUUAAGAGCAACAAGUUUCUCCAAACACAAACAGGAAAAUGUAAAAAAGGUCUUGUUUAGCGUCAAAAAAAGGCUUCAGGGAAUUUGGUCGACUGGUCUCUUAAUAAUUAAAGUAUAUAACAAGAGCAGCGAAUUUUAAUCACUCGACUCAUUAAAUAGAACAUUUUAAAAUUGUGCACUUUAAAUAAUAAGUGAGACUAUUCUCUAAAGUAAAUGCAUCUAUUGGCUCCCUUUUUUAUCACCCUGAGCUCAAUCUUACAAACUAAUUCUAACCAGUUUUCAAGAAGAUUGUCUCAUUUGUCCAUUAAGAUAAAAUUUAAUUUAAAAAACUACCAAUGAAACUGCUUUAACAUACCGUGUCUAUUAACACUGUGAUAACUAAAGUGACCAUUGGACCAAACUGAGCCUGUGGAGUCCUUUAAAGGUCCAGUGUGUAACAUUUAGGAGGAUCUAUUGGCAGAUUAUAUUCACAGGUAUGUUUUUAUUCAGUAUAUAAUCUGAUAAUAAGAAUUAUUGUUUUUGUUAUCGUAGAAUGAACCAAACACUGGCUCUAGAUUGGACCUUUCGUGGCCACCGUAGUUCCUCCUACACGCUUGAAAAACUAAAUCUUACACACUGGUCCUCCAAAGUAUGAGUUAGUAUGAUAGAGUGAGUUGUCUUGUGAAGGCUUUUUCUUGCAGAUUAAAAAAAAAAAUAAUGGAAAAAUAGAUUAAAAAUGUAAAACUGGCGUCAAAUUUGAAAUAUUUAGCAACUGAUGUUGAAUGAAACAUUUCCCUGUGAUGCACUGCCUGCUGUUGUACUAAUACUUGACAUGAUUGUAAAAAAAAAAAACACCUCUUUCUCUAGUUAAUCGCAGUGCCCUUUAGUCAUUAGUGUUGUGGGAAUAUUCUGUCAUUUUUUGUUACGGUACUUUUAAAACUAGUGAAAAUCUCAAGAGUGUCGUGAUGCGUUUUUGCUGUCACCUGCUUUGCUUUCCCACUGCCACUAAAAUAGUCUGCCAAAGCUGCAUUCAAGUGAAUGGGAGAGGCUGUAAUGAUGUGUGUGUGUGUGUGUGUGUGUGUGUGUGUGUGUGUGUUUGACAUGAUUUCACUACAACACGAGAACAAAGUCUAGUGUGUCUGUCCGUGUGUUGAAUCCAGAUUGACGUCUAAAUAAGUGGUUAAUGUUGUGGUUAACAGGCGGCUCUACGUUUCGCCUGCUGUACAACCGUCGUACCAAUGUCGUACGUGUGUCUUCAACGGUUAACGGUGGUAACACGAUGAACAAGCACACAGUUUAUUUCAACCUGAUUGUUGAGUCUAGCUUUUAGCCGUGUCGAGGUGGUUUGUAACUAAAAGUGUUCAUUGGAGCAACUACAUUGACGUGAUGAUGGGUAGAAACAUGAAUAUCCACAGUUUCUAUGUGUGUGAACACUUUACAGCUGCCUUUUCGCAGCGUAUUAGCCGAGUGAAAUGUGUUUCUAACAAUAGAAAAUUGAUUAUUAUGAUAAAUACCAUGUUUGAUGAAAUGAAUUAGACCUUUGACAGCAUCAAGAUAAAAUAAAUGUCGAUUUUUCACUAAACUAAAGAGAUUACUUGUAAAAAGGCAAAUGUAAAGUGUUAAAAACCUCUCACUUUAAAACCAUAACAUUUGUAUCAUAUAAAUUGUAAUAUAUGAAGAAAGUAGUUGGUUUGGCUGUAUAGUGUAUUUCAACUGCAGCAGUUUUAUUAGCCUUUAUAACUUGAUGAUCCUGCAUUUGUUUUUAUUUUGUAUAAAUCCAUUUUUAUUGCUUCAUGAUGGAUGAUUUUAGUUCAUCUGUCGAAGGCUUUACACUCACACAAGUUCACUUUGUCAUUUUUACCAGGGAUGGUGAAUGUAAUGUCUUUGUUUCUUGGUCCAAAAGACUCAACUUUCAUAUAAAUUUUUUUUUAAAGUAUUAUACUUAUCAGGUUUGUUUUGCUAGUAGUUAUUUAUAUUAGUUAUCAGGUGUGAUUGUUUAUAUUUUUCACUGUAGGAACAUUUAAGAUCUGUUUAUUUCCUCCAGCUGCAAUGAGAUAUUUAAAAAAAACAACUUGUGACCAGAGACCGUUGAAGUCGUCCCUGGUUUAACUGACAAAACAUUUAGUUUGUGUGAAGAGAAUUUAAAAGCUGUGUGUGUGAAUGUGUGAGUUUUAUCCGUUAUUUUUUUCUUCCUUGCGGAAAGUUUCACUGCACUCGACUUGCAUUUUGUACCAACACUGAGCCACUCUGCUGCCAAUGUUGAUAAUUCACCUGUUUUAACCGAGUAGUUCGAUCCACACUGUUCACGUUGUCAGUCGCACAUUAAAAUCAGAUCACAUCAUCGUCACUGAGCGUUGGCCAUCUUAAAUCCACCGUCUUGAAGCCUUGUUAAACUGUGGCUCUUUUGGUGUUAACAGUGUUUUGUGUGGUUGAUGUAAAACAACAGACGCCACAGCUCAGUUCUCAGAAGAAAAAAGAAAAGAUGAAAACCUGUUGGAUCGACUUGACAGCAGUUUUGUGGAUUAUAGCUGUGUAAUAAUAAGGAACAAGCGUCUGCUUGUGGAAUCAAAAUAAACCAACUGUGCUGUUUGAA